Molecule: messenger RNA, 328 nt
Organism: Ruditapes philippinarum (Manila clam)
Lineage: Eukaryota; Metazoa; Mollusca; Bivalvia; Venerida; Veneridae
Exons: 2
Coding region: 20-328 (102 amino acids)
Source: RefSeq, a predicted model, not a curated record
CAACAAUUUGGCAGAUAUAAUGUUUACAUAUAGGUCAUUUGAUUUUAAACACUCAUUUAUAUGUCAGACUGCGGUUGGUGUUCACGUAUCCAACCAGACGGGACAAUGCAGUGCUAUCUUCUCCUUACCAGACAACAAUCAAACAAUCACAGACGAAUACACGUACGCCAUAAAAAUAUCCGAGGAAGAAUCUUACAAACCUUCGGUUCCGUUUGAUGAAUUAGAAGACAAAGUGUGGGCAUUUCCAGGAGGUAUAAAAAACGGAACUGUCGUAGAGUUGAUUGUCACAAUGCCUAUCGGACAAAAGGAAGAUGGAGAGGGCGCGUAA